ACCUGCGCCCUUAGUCCGGGCUAGACCCGAUCCCUGGCGCGAUGACGGCUUCUUCCUUUCAAGCUACGGGGCGCUUUUCAGCCCGGGAAGGCGGGUGGUCCCUGGGUACCCCGCGGGUGCCCUUCGGGGUGAGGAGGCCCAGAGCGAGGGGACUGCCUUCCCGCCCAUCCUGUCGCGGUGUCCUUUGCUGGCAUUAGGGCAGAGGCAGCCCUUCCAUGCGGACGUGUUGCUGUCCUGUGCGUGUUGCAUCCUGCCCACGUGGUAGGGUGUCCCGUCCCUUCCCCCUCCCUUCAUUUUUGCAGCUGGUGAAGGAGGGAGGUGAUCUGGAUGGUUUUUCCUCGGUGAUUUCCUCGGAGUAGCGAGGAAGGUGUUAAGACUGAUUAAUACUCUUAUGGGAUUCAGACAAAAAUGAAACACAAAACAGAUGACGUAAGGUGUCCAACUUAAUUACUAUAAGAAGAUAAAAUAUAGAAUAAGCAAUUCUCUUUGUGGCCAGAUGGGUUUGUAUGGACAAGCUUGUCCAUCUGUAACUUCAUUAAGGAUGACAUCUGAACUGGAGAGCAGCCUAACAUCUAUGGACUGGCUACCACAGCUUACCAUGAGAGCAGCCAUCCAGAAAUCAGAUGCUACGCAAAAUGCACAUGGAACAGGAAUCUCUAAGAAGAAUGCACUCCUUGACCCCAAUACAACCCUGGACCAGGAAGAAGUCCAACAGCACAAAGAUGGAAAACCUCCAUACAGUUAUGCCAGCCUCAUCACAUUUGCAAUUAAUAGCUCACCUAAAAAGAAAAUGACUUUAAGUGAGAUUUACCAGUGGAUUUGUGAUAACUUCCCAUAUUAUAGAGAGGCUGGCAGUGGUUGGAAGAAUUCCAUACGACAUAAUCUGUCACUGAACAAAUGUUUCCUUAAAGUGCCUAGAUCCAAGGAUGACCCCGGAAAGGGGUCCUAUUGGGCAAUAGACACCAAUCCGAAGGAAGAUGCACUGCCCACUCGGCCAAAGAAGAGGGCACGGUCUGUAGAACGGGCCUCAACUCCAUAUAGCAUAGAUUCAGAUUCUUUGGGAAUGGAGUGUAUUAUUUCGGGAAGUGCCUCUCCAACUCUGGCAAUCAACACUGUGACUAACAAAGUAACCUUGUACAACACUGAUCAAGAUGGUAGUGAUAGCCCACGCAGUAGCCUUAACAACAGUCUUUCAGACCAGAGUUUGGCAUCUGUCAAUUUGAACAGUGUUGGGAGUGUGCAUAGUUACACACCAGUGACAAACCACCCAGAACCAGUCUCUCAAUCAUUAACACCCCAGCAGCAGCCACAGUACAACCUUCCAGAACGAGACAAGCAACUACUUUUCACAGAAUACAAUUUUGAAGAUCUUAGUGCCUCAUUUCGGAGCCUUUAUAAGUCGGUUUUUGAGCAGUCACUUAGUCAACAAGGUUUGAUGAACAUCCCUUCUGAGUCUUCCCAGCAGCCCCACACUGCGUGUUCCUAUCAGCACUCUCCUAGCAGUACAGUCAGCUCUCAUCCACACAGCAACCAAAGCAGCCUAACCAAUAGUCACAGCGGCCUCAGUGCCCCAGGCAGUAAUUCGGUUGCACAGGUCUCGCUGUCCCACCCUCAGAUGCAUACACAGCCGUCUCCACAUACACCCCAUCGACCCCAUGGUUUACCACAGCAUCCGCAACGUCCCCAGCACCCAGCCCCACACCCACAGCAACACAGCCAGCUGCCGCCUCCUCACCCUCAACACCCCUCUCCACAUCAGCACAUACAGCACCAUCCGAACCAUCAGACGUUAGCACAUCAACCACCCCCACCUCCUCCCCCACAACAGGUAUCCUGUAAUUCUGGUGUUUCAAAUGACUGGUAUGCAACACUUGACAUGCUAAAGGAAAGCUGUCGAAUUGCCAGUAGUGUUAAUUGGUCUGAUGUAGACCUUUCCCAGUUCCAAGGUCUGAUGGAGAGUAUGAGACAGGCAGAUCUCAAGAACUGGUCUUUAGAUCAGGUUCAGUUUGCCGACCUCUGUUCUUCUCUCAAUCAGUUCUUUACACAAACUGGCCUUAUCCACUCCCAGAGUAAUGUUCAGCAGAAUGUUUGUCAUGGUGCCAUGCAUCCAGCAAAACCUUCCCAACACAUUGGAACAGGAAAUUUGUAUAUAGACUCUAGGCAAAAUCUCCCUCCAUCAGUGAUGCCACCCCCUGGUUAUCCUCACAUCCCACAGGCACUCAGCACUCCGGGAACAACGAUGGCAGGCCAUCACGGAGCCAUGAACCAGCAGCACAUGAUGCCUUCCCAAGCCUUCCAGAUGCGUCGCUCCCUGCCUCCAGAUGACAUCCAGGAUGAUUUUGAUUGGGAUUCAAUUGUGUAGGGCUUGUUUCUGCCAGGCAGCAGACUCCACAUCACCUUUCUGUGCAGUGAAGGGAAAGGUUCAAGAGAAUCCAGUUGAGAAAACAAAGUUGCUUUACCAAUGUUACCGAAAUUUCUUUUGAAGACAAUCAAAAAGAUUUUGGCUGGAUAACUUACUGCUUUUAUCUGACCCAAACAAAACUACAUGUUUGUCUCCCUGCCAACUGCCCUGUGUAACUCCUAACUGUUGUGUGAUUUGGACAGCUUUUUGCAUAUUUGUGUCAGUUUGAUGUUAACCACAAGUGCCAGACUGAUUUUUUCAGACAGAGCCUAUUUUGCUGCAAGCAGUUUAUAGAUACAUAUGUGUAAAUACAUGUACAAACAUUACUGAAAGGCUUCAGUGUUUUCUAAUUGGAUUAUCAUGUCUUGAAAAGAAAGUUAUUGUCAGUUUUUAUUCCUUGUUAGGCUGUUUUCUGCAGGAUGCUUUUAAAUGAUGUAGGGAACUGAAAGAAAGGAAAUAUUUCCAAAACCCAGGUUUCCCGAAUUGUACAACUUCUUCAGAAUAUGGGUAAUAAUUGAUUUUACCCAGUAAGUCAAGGAGCCCAGAGUUUGAUACUCUUCACCAAUCCAGAGGGGCAUGUUAUUCCUGAGUGGCAUAAAGAACUGACCAAAUUUGUUUGCAUGCUUGGGGCCUUACAGAAUACAUGUCAUACCUUGUCUGUGUCUGUUUCCUAAAUCUGCAUUAUGACAGCUCUGAAGUUUGUUUGAUGAGAAUCUGGGUAUUGCUUGGGUCUUUAAACAAAUCAAUGUCUCCAUAUCUGCUUAUGUAUUUAUUCAAAAGUGUUAUUUUAAUAUUUAUUGCCAUCUUCUGUGAAUGCUUAGCCCCUAUUGGUUUUACUAAGGAGAAAUGUAGUAUCUGAAAGCACAGUUACUUUUCUUGAUAAAAGUUUACAGACAAGACAAUCAGAGGGACAUUGUGUCAUUCUCUUUAUCAUUUUACCAGGUGAGUAUAUUUCUCUAUCUCAGCCUUCCUGCUGAUUAAGACUUCACAGCUAGGAUUGUUCUGGAAUUUGAAUCAGAGUCCAUUUGGGCAACAGAACAUCAAGGAAGGGCUUAUACAGUAGAUUCCUCUCUGUUUAGAUAGCACUGAAAAGAGAGUAGAAUUACAUGCAGAUUCUACCUGCCUCAGUCUUCAGUGCAGCUGUUAAGUGGCCUGCUAUUCCUGGUGUCUUGUAUGUCUGUGUAUGCAUUGUAUUUGGUUGCUUAUUUUGAAAUGAAGACCACCUCCUGGUGAUUAUUAGUUGUUGUGUUUUGUGUCUUAUCAUAGUUAUUUUGCAUAGGUUGAUUAAUUUUAUAAUAAAAAUAAAACCAGAUUCCCCCUCCAAAUGAAUAUAUUUUAGACUGACUUUACAAAGAAAAACAUCUACCAGUUUAAAUGGGAAACUAGAGUCCAUCAAAUCAAGGAGAAAUACUGCUCACCUGCUGUUUGUUAGCCGUUAUGGUCAUACCAGUUCAGUGAUUUUGUGCUUGAGUAAUCUCUGCUUGAAUUCAACAAGCAUCUUUGUUUCUAUGUACAUCUGUGCAAGCGUGCAUGUGUAUGUGUGUGUGAAUGUGUGCACAUGUGUUUUAAUGUAGUGUUGCCUUCAUUGAGUCGCUGGGAAACUGGGGAGGUUGGGGUGAAAAGGAAAGCUUUAUGUUUCUCUGUUUGGACACUACUUGGUUAAAAAGAAAGCUCAGUUCCAGCCCCUUGGGUCAGUAAGAAUUGGGGAUUCUGACAAGGCAGCCAGCCAACAGGCCUCCUGUAGAAGGAUCAAGGCAAGAUGAGAUAGCAGCCUGCAGAGCAAAAGCUUGAAAAGGUGAUGGUUUUCAGUAGUCUACCCAACUGUUUUCUAGACUCCAAAAUAGCUGUUUCUAAGCUAUCUGAAUUGCUUACGUAGCAAUGUGCACUUUAAAUAGUUUAGGCAUUGGAAUAAUGGGAGUGUCUAGUAACAGAAUGGUUUGGGUAGAACCACUGUGAUUUUUUACAAAUUGUGUGAUGCUAAUUUCCCAUUGGGCAGUCAUUGACUGAUUUGCAGUGAUUAGUAUUUUUAUGAGUAUUUAAGGCGACCAAGAAUGACCCUGGAGGCAGAGUCUCCACUGAGACUCACCACUCUCCUGUGAUCCUUGUUGCCCAGGUUGCCUGGGACUGGCCUCUGUGGUCCCUGGAAGGUCCAGAGUCCCUCUAGUGGCCAUUUCAGUUGGUAGCUGCUGGUACACAGCAAGUUUGUUUUGGGAUUAAAUUGACUAGAGACUAGGGGUAAAGAUUAACAAAUGUAUGUAAACAAAUGGGGGCACUCUGUCCCAGAGAAUAAUCUGACUGGCAUUUGUGGCAGUUUUUGAAAUGUAAAUGUAUCCCUGUGUGUUCCUGUAAAUAUUAAAUACGUGUCUCUCAAAUGUCCUUUGAAGUGGGAGGGAAUCAAUUGGGAUGAUUUCGAAUAGAGUAUUUUGAUAUUGUUCAUGCAGAGGGUGAUGUGUACAUAUCUAUACUGUAUAUAUGUGAUGAAGAUGCAUUGGCUUUUUGUGCAGAUACACCUGCUCUCUGUACUGCUGUUGGACAGUCAGUGUUUUAAUGUUUCUACAGUUUUGCUAUUGCACGAUUUCAUAUUCUGCCAAUGAUGAGUGGCGCCCAUUCUUUGUAACCGUUUAGUGCUGUAAAGAAAUAUUCCAAGUGUCAAUAGGAUUGUUGCUGCCAGAACUGAUAUGCAUGGAUGGCACUUAAAAUAAAUAUAUUAUGUUAACUGUA
Messenger RNA from Jaculus jaculus (lesser Egyptian jerboa), 5122 nucleotides. It is a transcript of the gene Foxj3, whose product is annotated as forkhead box J3. Gene Ontology annotation, cellular component: nucleus. The transcript is spliced from 14 exons. Gene Ontology annotation, biological process: regulation of transcription by RNA polymerase II. Bases 497 to 2362 code for a protein of 621 amino acids. The record is from RefSeq and is a predicted model, not a curated record. NCBI's taxonomy places the organism in Eukaryota, Metazoa, Chordata, Mammalia, Rodentia, Dipodidae. Gene Ontology annotation, molecular function: RNA polymerase II cis-regulatory region sequence-specific DNA binding; DNA-binding transcription factor activity, RNA polymerase II-specific.